Aegilops tauschii subsp. strangulata is the source of this 3366-nucleotide messenger RNA. Its product is annotated as protein MEI2-like 2. Lineage: Eukaryota; Viridiplantae; Streptophyta; Magnoliopsida; Poales; Poaceae. Gene Ontology annotation, molecular function: RNA binding. The record is from RefSeq and is a predicted model, not a curated record.
GGCCAGUAAAAAACCCAUUUUUAUUUCUCUCUUGAUGAUUCACUAGUGGACGGAGUAUAAAAAACAAGAGAGAGAGAAAAGAUUUCGCCUUUCUCUCUCUCUCUUUCUUUCCCCUCCCACACCUCCCCUCAUCGCGCGAACCAACGCAGCGCAGCACGGGCGGGCGGGCGGAGACCAAGGCGACGAGGGGACAAGGGAUUUCCCCGGCCGCCGCCGAUUCAGUCCAGCAGCUAGGGUUCCUUCCCCGCCGCCGGAGGCGCCAGGCGCUAGGUGCCCCUCCCCGAAUGCAGUGAUGGACCGAUCGCCGGCACCUCUCAGCCCACCAGGUUUCGCUGUGCCGCUCGCCGUCAAGAAGCGGCAGCAGGCGGCGCCAGGCUACAGCAGCAGCAGCAGCCCGUGGGGAGUCCCUCCGGCGCCGCCCCUCACCAACAACAACAACCCCAACCCGCCCAAUGGCCUCAGAGCAGGCGACACCAGCAUCUUCUCCACCUCGCUGCCCGUACUGCCGCACGAAAAAUUGAACUUCCCUGACUCUGCACAUGGCACCCCUUCGAUGGACGAUGCGUCAGCGAAGCUUAAAGAUUUUGAUGAUGAUCCUCAGGGGAACGACUACCCGUUUGACUUUGAUCUCCGGCAGAUCGACGACCUGCUGCCCGAUGAAGAUGAGCUUUUCGCUGGGAUCACGAAUGAGAUGGAGCCAUCUUCGCAGGCGAAUCCUGCAGAGGAACUGGAGGAGUUUGAUGUGUUUGGCAGCGGAGGGGGAAUGGAGCUGGACUCAGACCCUCUGGACAGCAUCACAGCUGGUUUGGGGAAUGCAAGUAUAAGUGAUGGGAUCAGGGCCAAUGGAGUAAACAACAAUUUUGGCCUGUCAAACAGUCCUGGAGCUGUGGCUGGGGAGCAUCCGUUGGGGGAGCAUCCUUCCAGGACAUUGUUUGUGAGGAACAUUAACAGUAACGUUGAGGACUCUGAACUGCGCUCUCUCUUUGAGCAAUUUGGGGAUAUCCGGACCCUUUACACUGCAACGAAGCACAGGGGCUUUGUGAUGAUAUCUUAUUUUGAUAUCCGGGCUGCACGUGGUGCGAUGCGUUCAUUGCAGAAUAAGCCUCUGAGGAGGAGGAAGCUUGACAUACAUUUUUCUAUCCCAAAGGAGAAUCCGUCUGACAAAGAUUUAAACCAGGGGACUCUUGUUAUCUUUAACUUGGAUCCAUCAGUUUCUAAUGAAGAAGUUCGCCAGAUUUUCGGAACUUAUGGGGAAGUAAAGGAGAUAAGAGAGACGCCUAACAAAAAGCACCACAAGUUUAUUGAGUUCUACGAUGUUAGGGCGGCAGAAGCUGCUCUUCGGUCACUGAAUAAGAGCGAGAUCGCUGGAAAACGCAUCAAGUUGGAGCCAAGUCGUCCUGGUGGAACACGCAGAAGCUUGGUGCAACACCUUGGUCAUGAACUAGAAGAUGAAACCAGAGGUUAUAGGCAUUCUCCUCACGUUGGAUCGCCUAUGGCUAACUCUCCCCCAGGGGCGUGGGCUCAAUAUGGUAGUCCAACCGACAACAAUUUGCUGCAUGCAUUCAGCAAUUCACCUACUGGAAACGGAAUGAGCCCUAUCGGAAUGUCCCCUUCAAUGAUGUCAAAUGCUCUGAAGAUUGCACCAAUUGGGAAGGACAACAACUGGUCUAAAUACGAUCAAGUAUUCUCAAACAGCAACCAGUCCCUUGGCGCAGCGUUUCAGCAUUCACAGUCAUACCAAGAUCGCAGAAGUGAGCAUAUGAGCUCGAGUCCUGGGACUUUAACAGGGCCCGAGUUUCUGUGGGGCAGCCCAAAGCCUUAUCCAGAGCAUUCCCAAUCCUCAUCAAUGUGGCGUCCACCACCAGUUGGUCAUGCAAUGUCAUCCAGUAGCCGCCCUCAGGGUCAGGGCUUCCUGUAUGGUAGUCGCCAGGCUUCAUUGUUCGGAUCUUUGGAUCAAAACCGUCAUCAUGUUGGGUCUGCCCCUUCUGGCGCUCCAUUUGAGAGCCACUUUGGAUUUUUGCCUGAAUCGCCCGAGACGUCGUUUAUGAAUCAAGUUAGGUUUGCGAAUAUGGGGAACAUUGGCGGUGCUAACCGAAACGGGGGAAGCCUCAUGCUGAACAUGGCUUCUCGUGCUUCCCUGAAUCCUGUUUCUGCUCUAAGUGGAAGCCUGACAGAUAAUAACUCUACUAACUUCAGACCAAUACCAUCGCCAAGACUUGGGCAACCACCAUUCUUUGGGAACACCACAUAUCAAGGGCCUGGUUAUUAUGGACUUGACAGCUCCUCCAUUGAGCGUGGUCGCAACCGCCGAGUUGACAGCAGCGCGUUCCAGGCAGAUAGCAAGAAGCAGUAUCAGCUUGAUUUGGACAAGAUCCGUAAAGGAGAGGAUACUCGGACAACAUUGAUGAUUAAAAACAUUCCAAACAAGUACACAUCCAAGAUGCUUUUGGCUGCAAUCGAUGAGCUCCACAAAGGAACAUAUGACUUCUUCUACCUGCCAAUUGAUUUCAAGAACAAAUGCAAUGUCGGUUAUGCGUUCAUCAACAUGAUAUCCCCUGUGCACAUUGUAUCUUUCUACCAGGCUUUCAAUGGGAAGAAGUGGGAGAAAUUUAACAGCGAGAAAGUAGCAUCAUUGGCGUAUGGUAGGAUCCAGGGAAGGAAUGCACUAAUCUCACAUUUCCAGAAUUCAAGUUUGAUGAACGAGGACAAGAGAUGCCGCCCCAUUCUUUUUCAUUCCAACGGGCCAGAGACUGGAAAUCAGGAACCAUUUCCCAAUGGGAUAUGCAUCCACAUGCCUCUGGAUGGUGGGGCAGGCUCCAGCAAGGAGCCCCUCGGCUUUGAAGAGGACGACAAUCCCAGCGAGAUCAAGAUAUCCGGGGAGAAAUCCAUGGCGGGGAGUUUGUAGAUUAUAUAACCAACAAAGAGGCUUGGAGUCGCCGCCACGGAGUCUAACUGUCUUGUGACAAAAGGCGGUGUCCACCCCAAACUGUAUAAAAGUGAGGAAGAUUGGUUUAGUAGUGCAGGAAUUAUGGCGUGGCGUUGCAUGGCGCAUCUACCGGUUUUUGUCGCAGCGGAUGUCGCCCCCCUGAAGCAGCGGCUUUGAAUCGCAGUCGGGAGUUUGCUAGGUCCCCCCCUCUUUUGACCCCCCGAACUCUGUACAGAUAGAUGUGGGGAGUUGAUGAUGACUGGAUGAUGAUGCUUUUGGUUUGGUUUUCUGUAAAGAACACCAAUUGUACAGUCGGAUGGAUACUUGUGCUAGUUCUGCAUGCUUUUAUUUUCUGUAUGGUUGAAACUCAACUCAAGACAGGUCUAAUCGGGUGAUGCCAGUGUGGAAAUAUGAAUCCCUGCAUUGUGCAUUGUGAGUCA